This is a messenger RNA of Prionailurus viverrinus (fishing cat), 1404 nucleotides long. RefSeq names its product peptidylprolyl isomerase D (gene PPID). The coding region runs from base 110 to 1222 and encodes 370 amino acids. Gene Ontology annotation, biological process: protein folding; protein peptidyl-prolyl isomerization. Lineage: Eukaryota; Metazoa; Chordata; Mammalia; Carnivora; Felidae. The record is from RefSeq and is a predicted model, not a curated record. The transcript is spliced from 10 exons. Gene Ontology annotation, molecular function: peptidyl-prolyl cis-trans isomerase activity; protein binding.
UCGUCAGCGCCGCCGACAGAUCGUCGCGGAGAAAGUAGCUUUGGGGUCGAAGGUGCUGGGCGUCCACGAGAUUGUCUGCGUUCGCUCCCAAGCGCAUCAGCAAUUCAGCAUGUCUCACCCGUCCCCCCAGACUAAGCCCUCCAACCCCAGUAACCCCCGAGUCUUCUUUGACGUGGACAUCGGAGGGGAGCGAGUUGGUCGAAUUGUCUUAGAAUUGUUUGCAGAUAUUGUACCGAAAACUGCAGAAAAUUUUCGUGCAUUGUGUACAGGAGAAAAAGGCAUUGGACCCACCACUGGGAAACCUCUCCAUUUCAAAGGAUGUCCUUUCCAUCGAAUUAUUAAGAAAUUUAUGAUUCAGGGUGGAGACUUCUCAAAUCAAAAUGGGACAGGCGGAGAAAGUAUUUAUGGUGAAAAAUUUGAAGAUGAAAAUUUCUAUUAUAAGCAUGACCAGGAAGGUUUAUUGAGCAUGGCAAACGCAGGCUCCAAUACAAAUGGUUCUCAGUUCUUUAUCACAACAGUUCCGACUCCUCAUUUGGAUGGGAAACAUGUGGUAUUUGGUCAAGUAAUUAAAGGAAUGGGUGUGGCAAGGAUACUGGAAAAUGUAGAAGUGAAAGGUGAAAAACCUGCCAAAUUGUGCGUUAUUGCAGAAUGCGGAGAAUUGAAGGAAGGGGAUGAUUGGGGCAUAUUCCCAAAAGAUGGCUCUGGUGACAGUCAUCCAGAUUUCCCUGAGGAUGCAGAUAUAGAUUUAAAAGAUGUAGAUAAAAUUUUACUAAUAACAGAAGACUUAAAAAAUAUUGGAAAUACUUUUUUCAAAUCCCAGAAUUGGGAGAUGGCCAUUAAAAAAUAUACAAAAGUUUUAAGAUACGUGGAAGGUUCAAAGGCUGUUACUGAGAAAGCAGACAGAUUGAAGCUGCAACCUAUAGCUUUAAGCUGCGUGCUGAAUAUUGGUGCUUGUAAACUGAAGAUGUCAAAUUGGCAGGGAGCAAUUGACAGUUGUUUGGAGGCUCUUGAAAUAGACCCAUCAAAUACGAAAGCAUUGUACCGUAGAGCCCAAGGAUGGCAAGGAUUAAAAGAAUACGAUCAAGCUUUGGCUGAUCUUAAGAAAGCUCAGGAGAUAGCACCAGAAGAUAAAGCUAUCCAGGCAGAAUUGCUGAAAGUCAAACAAAAGAUAAAGGCACAGAAAGAUAAAGAGAAGGCAGCAUAUGCAAAAAUGUUUGCCUAAUAAGGAAUUCAGUUUUACUUACAUAUGCAUUGAUUGUAUAAAGGCAAUAAGAAAAUUUAAAAGUUUCUGUCUGUUAUAGAUGAUCCCUGAUGUGUUUCCUUUGAUACUUCAGUUUCUCAUUGUUUACAGUUUAGGAAUACUGAAAAGGGUUCACUCUUAAUAAAACGGUGUUACAAAAUACA